AUGAAGUUGCCCCUCUUCGCCACCUUGUUUUGGGCGACAUAUGCUAUGGCUGCGCCCUCCAUAUCGAAUGGGCUAGAAAAGCGCUAUCCAACCGGCUCUUUUUCUCUAAUUGCCUAUGGUGUCGCUAAUUCAGCCGUCAAUGUUUUCUAUUCCGAUGGACUUGCGUAUGUUGGCGACGCUUCCAAAUGGGAGGGAUCGGUGACUACCGACAUCACCUUUGUCUUCAAUGAUACCCGACUGUAUGCUACUGCCGCCAACACUGAUAUCAUACUAGAUGAUGACACGACCUUCUACAUCCGUCCCACUGCCAACCAGAUACUACCUGUUGGCUUCACUGGAAAUGGCAUCGAGACUCCCAGUGAUGCAGUGGUUGCCAAUUUCCUUUUUUACGGCAGAUAUAUCAUGUGGCAAGACGAGAGUGGUGUUUUGAGUGACUCCUUCCGUGUCAAGGAGACAGAUGUUACUGAUGUAUACCAACUUUACUGGGACACUUCGAAUCUUUACCCGGCUGGCUUCGUGUCUCCGGUCGUGAAAUCUUCGGUUUAA
Messenger RNA from Penicillium nucicola, 546 nucleotides. RefSeq lists its product as uncharacterized. The record is from RefSeq and is a predicted model, not a curated record. Bases 1 to 546 code for a protein of 181 amino acids. The transcript is spliced from 3 exons. NCBI's taxonomy places the organism in Eukaryota, Fungi, Ascomycota, Eurotiomycetes, Eurotiales, Aspergillaceae.